AUGGUUCAUCCAUAUCAGAAACAACAACAAAUUAUUCCGCCUCCAAAUAAUCAGUUGCCUCAGCCUACACAACCACCAAAAUCCACGUCAAUGCCAACACAACCAAAUCCCAAUCCCAACAAUAAGGCAACACAACCUAUGUAUAAUAAUGAGGUGGCAGGACAUCCUACUUAUCUAAUCAAUGCAGUGGAGCUUGAAGGAGUACAAUUAAGGUUAGGGAAAGCCCUCCAAGGCCCUACCAUUACGGAAUUAAAUGAUGAACCUGAGGAGGACCUUGAAAAAGAACCACCAUUUCCCUACCGAUUUCUUUCAAAACCUAUACAAAAGGAGGCCAUAAAGGAUAUUCCAGUGUACAGCAAGAUUGUUCGUGAGUUAUGCACAAUGAAGCAAAAGAAGAAGGAAGACCCAAAGACUGUCCAGGUUAUCGAGCAAUUGGCUGACCUUAUUCUUGCGAACUUGACCAUUCUAAAAUAUUCAAAUCUAGGGAGUCUUGUUAUCAUGGUAAGUAUUGGUAAGGUCACUAUUCCCAAUACACUUGUUGAUUUAGGUGCUGCAAUAAAUGUAAUGACAAAUGAGACAAAGGAAAAAUUAUCACUUGGGGGACUUAGGCCUACUCCCAUAGUCCUCCAGAUGGAAAACCAAUCAUUGGUCAAGCCUGAGGGGGUUAUAGAGGAUGUAAUUCUUUCCAUUGAUUCGUGGGACUAUCCGACUGACUUUAUGAUCCUGCAGCCUAAAUUUAAGUUGGGGGGAUACCCCUUGAUCUUGGGACAACCUUGGCUAGCUGUUGUCAAUGCUUUCAUCAACUUUCGGUGA
Molecule: messenger RNA, 813 nt
Organism: Cryptomeria japonica (Japanese cedar)
Lineage: Eukaryota; Viridiplantae; Streptophyta; Pinopsida; Cupressales; Cupressaceae
Exons: 2
Coding region: 1-813 (270 amino acids)
Source: RefSeq, a predicted model, not a curated record